Molecule: messenger RNA, 2490 nt
Organism: Cyprinus carpio (common carp)
Lineage: Eukaryota; Metazoa; Chordata; Actinopteri; Cypriniformes; Cyprinidae
Product: guanine nucleotide-binding protein G(i) subunit alpha-2-like
Biological process (GO): gamma-aminobutyric acid signaling pathway; adenylate cyclase-modulating G protein-coupled receptor signaling pathway
Cellular component (GO): heterotrimeric G-protein complex
Molecular function (GO): G protein-coupled receptor binding; GTP binding; GTPase activity
Source: RefSeq, a predicted model, not a curated record
AGUGGGUGGGUGCUGCUGCUGCUGCUCGCUUUGGCUUUUUUUUUCCUUCACAUUCUUACGCUCUGUUUAUUCGUCAGAAGAAAGCAGCGCGAGCGGAGCUCUACGCCGAACGCUGCGACGUUCUGAUUUAGAAUUUUUAAAUAUUUUGAAUCUCCCUGCGCCAGGAUAGGUAUGCAGAACGUUUGAGUUUUAAAUAAAAUACCAGAGCUGUUUUGCUGAAUUUCUCACCAGUUGGAUACAAUUUCGCGUGCAAAAACAGACCUCUGAUUCAGUGCAAGCAGAUGACUUUGAUUUCGGGAACUGUGCUGUAGAUGAAAGCGCCGACGUCGCGGCUGCUCUUUGAUCUGAAAGGAGGCGCUAAACGAAGGAAGGAAGGCAGAUUGAUUGACUGAUUUGGUGGCAAACUAAGCAACUUUUUAAUCGCGUCAACACAUAUUCGAACACUCCUGAUUGAUGGAGAAUCAGAGGCCGAGGAUUUUCAGAAUCGAACCUUUUAAAUUGUGACAUUUUGCGCCUUAAUAGCACAUCUGUCAAUCCACGCGGCGUGUUUAUAGUUUAUAGUUCUUGCGCGGAACGGACCGAGCUGAUCUGACCUAUUCUUUGAAGUUUGACGCGCGCACGGUACGAUCAUGGGCUGCACGGUGAGCGCAGAAGACAAGGCGGCCAGCGAGAGAUCAAAAAUGAUCGACAAAAACCUUCGGGAGGAUGGUGAGAAGGCUGCGAGGGAGGUGAAACUGCUCCUGCUCGGUGCGGGUGAAUCAGGGAAGAGCACCAUUGUGAAACAGAUGAAAAUCAUCCAUGAAGACGGCUACUCAGAAGACGAGUGUAAGCAGUACAGAGCCGUGGUCUACAGCAACACCAUCCAGUCCAUAAUGGCCAUCAUUAAAGCCAUGAGUAACCUCAAGAUCGACUACGGAGAGACCGCCCGAGUGGACGAUGCACGGCAGCUGUUUGCUCUGUCUGCAGCAGCGGAGGAGCAGGGGAUCUUAACUGAGGAUCUGGCCAAUGUGAUCCGCAGACUGUGGUCCGACAGCGGGGUUCAGGGAUGUUUCACCCGAUCCAGAGAAUAUCAGCUCAAUGACUCUGCUGCCUAUUAUCUGAAUGAUCUGGAAAGGAUAGCACGGGCAGACUACAUCCCCACCCAGCAGGAUGUCUUGAGGACCCGAGUGAAGACCACUGGGAUCGUGGAGACACAUUUCACUUUUAAAGAUCUGCACUUCAAGAUGUUUGAUGUGGGAGGUCAGAGGUCAGAGAGGAAGAAAUGGAUCCAUUGCUUUGAGGGAGUAACAGCCAUCAUCUUCUGUGUGGCUCUGAGCGCUUAUGACCUGGUGCUGGCAGAAGAUGAGGAGAUGAACCGCAUGCAUGAAAGCAUGAAACUCUUCGACUCCAUCUGUAACAACAAGUGGUUCACCGAGACCUCCAUCAUCCUCUUCCUCAACAAGAAGGAUCUGUUUGAGGAGAAGAUCACGCGCAGCCCUCUCACCAUCUGCUACCCUGAGUAUUCAGGAGCUAAUAAAUAUGAUGAGGCUGCCAGUUACAUCCAGACCAAGUUUGAGGACCUCAACAAGAAAAAAGACACAAAGGAAAUUUACACCCACUUUACCUGUGCGACUGACACUAAGAACGUGCAGUUUGUGUUCGACGCCGUCACUGACGUCAUCAUCAAAAACAACCUGAAGGACUGCGGCCUUUUUUAAUGAAGGAGGCCCAAGGGAAUGAUGAGGAAGGUGUAAACGGUUUGAUGGACCUGGUUCUACACGACAUGCUAGACUGCCUUCAACUACCUAUAAGAAUCAUAAUGUUUUUUUUUGUUUGUUUUUUUAAUGUGACGACCUGAAAAAGACUUGUGAACAAGGAAAAGAGAAACUUCAGUGAAUUCCAGCACACCAUCCCUCUUUCCUGAACCUGAUUUUAAAUUGGUUCUCAAUGUGUAAAUAUUUAAUUUUGCAGAAAACAUGUGGAGAGAUAUUUGUUUCUAUUGAGCUUUGGGUUUUGUUUUCGGCAGUUUACCAAUGAGGUGGGUGAGGACUUCUUUUAUGGAUGUGCUAAUUUGAUUAAACUGCUUCUUUUGUAAAGUUAAUGUGAGCACAGAAAGAAAACGAGCCGUCUCUUUUGUAACAGCGACUCUUCGUCCCAGGCUCAAACUGUAUAUUGUUGCAUGACGGAUCAUAUGAAAUUGCUCGCUCGUUUCAAACCACGGCGUGACAUUCCCUCACAUGUCUUCACUCUCUCUACUAGCUUGACUUUGACAGCAUCCAGAAUCGACUAACAUGUAACACAUUUAUAUCUGCCCUCACAUUUCUCCUUCCUGUUGCUGUGCCAUCCCUUCUUUUGCGCGAUGUCUGUGCCUUGUUUUCACUGUCUGUAGAUCAUAGGGAAAAUGUAAAAGUGUUGAGCACAUUUUAAGAGCUAAAUAAAACUUAGACCACAGUCUAAAUAUCGAAAUACCAUAAAAGAUUUCGUUGGAAAUAAAAGUUGAUAUGUAAGAUA